This is a messenger RNA of Candidozyma haemuli, 5106 nucleotides long. RefSeq lists its product as uncharacterized. Bases 1 to 5106 code for a protein of 1701 amino acids. Gene Ontology annotation, molecular function: ATP-dependent chromatin remodeler activity; ATP binding; ubiquitin protein ligase activity. The transcript has a single exon. Gene Ontology annotation, cellular component: nucleus. The record is from RefSeq and is a predicted model, not a curated record. Lineage: Eukaryota; Fungi; Ascomycota; Pichiomycetes; Serinales; Metschnikowiaceae. Gene Ontology annotation, biological process: DNA damage response; protein polyubiquitination.
AUGCUGGAGCCCGAAGUCACCGAUGUUGCCUCGGAGAUCUUGGAGUUCGACCUAGGACUUAUCCUCAACUAUGCAGCUUCCGAAGCCGAGGUUCAACAGAGACAGAAGAAACCAAAGAAUGAACCCAACCUGGAAAUACCAUGGAUGCCAGUGAUCCAACGUCAGGUUAGGAUGAGAGAAGCGUCGCCAGUGACACUUUCUCAAGAGACACUUUCCAAGCACCUUGGGAGGGGCAUCAUCAGCCAGGAGCUGGGGAUGUUCACAUUUACCACGGAGGCAUUUGAUAUCAAAGCGGGUACGCCUGAUCCUUCAUUGCUCCUGUAUCAGAGCAAACAGAAAAGUGUGCUACGAAAGGGUACGCUUGUUUCUUUCAACAUUGUGAACGAGAGCGAGAGAACAGUGGUCUUUAAUGAGCUAAGGUUCAUCAAUAAUAGAUUAAAGAAGUGCCGUUCACAUUUCAGACUUUCUCGCUUGCAACUAUCCAUUGAGCUAGAUACUGUCACAAACAGUUUAAAUAUCCUUUUGGCAUAUACUGUGGAGCUAGAGCCUCUGUUCCAUAGGUACUUCUCCUCAGAUGUAUCUUCUCAGCUCGUCUCUAUACUUCGCCCUAAUAUGAUCGCUUAUCCAACAGAUACAGACCCAUUUUACCAGAGCUACGAAUCCAUGCCAACAGAUGCUCAUCUUUUCUAUAAAGUCAUCACAGAUAAUACCAGCCGCAUGCCACUGGUUACAAGCAAAAUGUCACAUCCCCAGUUGUUCACCGACCUUCUUCCAUUUCAAAGGAAAACAGUGAAAUGGCUUUUAGAGAAAGAAAGUAUGGUAUACGAUGAGGAAACAAGAAGUUCAAAGUACGUUCCACUAUUAUCUGAUGAGCUUGUAGUGGCUCUUCAAAGCUAUCCUGACGUUGACCACGAAAAGCUAGACCAAGGAAUAUAUCCGGUAAUUAAUAAGCUCUGUUACGGAUGGAAUCGUGUUUUAUUAAAGAACGAUAUUUGUUGGGUUAAUGAGCUCACUGGAAAUGUUCUCACAAGAGACGCUAUGGUUGAGUUCUUGUUAAAGAGUUACGAGGACGUAAACAAGGAGCCUAUUCCAGCCCGUGGACUUUUAUCAGAGGAGAUGGGCUUAGGUAAGACGAUUGAGGUGAUAGACCUUGUACUUCUAAAUCCUCGCCCACGUCAAGAAGUGGGUCAGGAAAUAAGGCUUCAGCUUCAAAAAGAAGGUGACAUAAGGACUGUUAUUAAAGCCAAAACCACGCUUAUUACUGCUCCUCAGACGAUCAUUCAUCAAUGGUACAACGAGAUUUCACGUUUCAGUCCGGGCCUACUGGUGACGAUUUAUAGAGGCUUGGGCAAAUACCCGGAACUUGCAAAUCUACCGCGUUACAUUGGUGAAUAUCUUAGACGUUUUGACAUUGUUUUGUUAAACUAUGCGAAUAUGUCGAGCGAAGCUGACUAUGCUAAUUACACUUCAAGACAUAUGAUCACACGAGGGGGCAAGAAGAGAUCCUCGUCAGAGGUGAAGGAAGAAGAAGCCCUGUCCUCAACUACCGACCCUUUGAGCGCCGAAAGCUAUAAAGCAGAGUUUGCUUUUGCUGACAGAGAGAAGGUGCAAUCAGAUGCUUUAGUGAGUCAAAAGAGAUACGAGCGUGCAGUGAUGGAGGAGAUGGCUGCCAAGGUCCGAAAGCAAGAUAUGAGCAAGAUUCCCCAUACUGAGUACUACGAAUCACCAUUGAUGCUGAGCCAAUGGUGGAGGGUGAUCAUGGAUGAAGUCCAGAUGGUAUCUUCAGUUGCUUCCAACGCUUUUAGUACCGCCUCCUUGAUACCUCGUUUCCAUUCUUGGGGUGUGUCAGGCACACCAGCACGACUGGUGGCAGUUCUUCAGUUCUUGAGGUUUCCUCCAUUCAACUAUGAAAUCUCCAAAUAUUGUUGGAAGAGGGUCACACAAUUUCCAGAGAGUAACGUUGAUUUUGUCAAAGUGUGGCUGGGCUUAGCUCUUCGUCAUACUAAAGCUAUGGUGGAUGAAGACAUCAAAUUACCUCCACAAAGAAGAAUUCUCCUUACUAUUCCUUUGACCAAAGUUGAACAAGACAAGUAUACUCAGAUGUACGAGUCCUGUCUUGCUUCCAUCGGAAUUUAUCUUGACAAGAACCAAGUUCCCAGCCGUACCGAGUUGUCACAAUCUGACUGCGUUCAUCUCAGGUCGUGGUUGGUAAAAUUGAGGCAACUUUGUGGUAACUUGCAAAUAGGCAAUCUUCCCAUCUUCAAAGGGAAGAAAAGCAAGUUUUUAUUACAAGGUUUACCUGAGAUGAAGACCCUCGGCAGCGUACUCGAUGACAUGAUGAGUAGCGUGCUUGCAGAAAUCAAUGAAGGAGAAAGAGCUGUUAUAAGCAGACUUCUUGAUAUAGCUCAACUUCUUGAGUAUGUCUUAUUACCAGAGAAAGUCGUGGAGCUGUUGGAUAGUGGACUCCACGAAGCUCUGAAGCUCAUCUAUCAGAUUGAGACUAGAUUACAUUCAGAUAUCACGGAACUCAAUGGUCACAAGACUUUCCUCAAGAGAUAUGACGUCCUAUCGACGAAACAGCUUGCGACGGUUUCAGAUGAUGAAGAUGACGAUGUUGAGAUUGAAGAUGAUAAAACCGUUAUUAAGAAGGAGGAGCCGGCAGUAGCAAACGAUGCAGAAGUUCACGAGGCUAUUUCCAAGUUUCAAAAACUCAAAGAGUCGACUACUGCUGAUAGAGUCAGGCUUCGUUCCUUGAAGAUGCUUCAGCAUAAAUGCUACUUUUUGUUGGCAUCAGCGCAUUUUCAACUUUACGAUGAGGAAUACCAGAAGAAGAUUUCGGAGAAGAAAUGUGAGUUUGACUCAUUAAGCACGUUAGAGAGUAACACUAUUGGUGUCAAGCUUUUAAAGUCUGAUGAAAUUAAUCAUCUCAGGCUUCACAGUGGACUGAACGGUGAUAAAGGCUAUCAAAUACCUAAUUAUUUGGACGGAUUUAAAACUCCAGAAGACUUGUCUCUACAGGAGCAAAAGGUAGAGCGCCAUAAACAUCUUGAGCUGAAAUUCUACGAGCUUGCAGAACAAAGCAGAAAGGAUAUCUUGAAGCAUUCUAUAAAAGACGUCCAUGAAGUCACAUUAAAGCGUAUCUCAAACAAGCCUACUGUCGACAAACUGAAAAUGAUAAAUGAUGGUGAAACUACGUUUCCAAAAACAUCCAGAAAACUCAUGAAGGGAAUUCCACGGAUAGAUAUUGAUGAAUGGCAAGAGCUUGUUGGUACCACCAAGGUGAAACAGAUUAUGACUCAAAUCGGUAACGUGGUAAACGAGCUCAAUAAACAAGCGGAAGUUAUCACAGAAUUUGUCGAUCAAUUGGUGCAGCUUUUAUGUAACCCGCUAUUAUCUGACGAAAAGAGUCCGGAUGGUGAAGAGUAUGAGAAGUCUUUGGAAGAUCAAGAUCGAGCUGCUUGUCUCAUGGUGGUCAUUUCCCAACUUUUGAUGGACCGGUCAAACACCAUACUCGAGAAGAAGACACGCUCAACGGAGGUGAAGAAGAAGCAAGAGAGAGAUUUGAAGGAGGAAGCAAGGCGUGUUACUGACAAAGCAUUUCUUCGUGUACUUCAAAAGAGUCGGACGGAUUGUAAGCCCAAGUCUGACUUGUCUCUUGAAGAGUUAUUGCAAGACGUUAGGCUUUUGGAACAUGAGAUGGGCGAAGCCAGAAGCGUGCAAGGCGAAACAUUCCAUGAGGUAGCAGAAGCAUUGAGAAGCAUAUUUGAGAACGAGAAGAACUGCCAGGAACUCUUACAGAAAGAGAUGAGUUCCAGUUACAAUGCCGUUUUCAAUGCUAGAGUCGAAUACUUCAAGCAGUUGCAGCAAAUCUCAGACAGUGUGCAAGGUAAGACUUACUGCACUGAGCAAGAUAAUCUUGAGCCUUCCAAAGUGAACUCAGAAGUGGCAUCCCAUUUAAUGCUUUUCACUGCAGCGCAAAGGAAACUUACAAGGGCUGUUUCACGUUUCCGUUACCUUUCGACUUUGAUACCCAAGGAGGAGCUCGCCAUAAAGGAAGAGGACGGAGACAACGAAUCCAACGACUGUGUCAUCUGUCAAUCACAGAUCGUUGUGGGCUCGCUUACACCAUGUGGUCAUAAAUUUUGCAAGGCUUGUUUGGAAGAAUGGCUCAAAUCUCGUUCAUCUUGUCCUAUUUGCAAAACAUAUACGACCAGAGACACCGUUCACCAUUUCACACACUACAGUUCAGACCUUAAAGCAAAGUCGGUUGAGAACGGUACACAUGAUGCCGCAAGUCACAAAGAUGGCGCUGAAUCGGCUGCUGUCCACCAGGUUUACAGACAGCUUGAUGAUGAGACAUUGAGGAGAAUUUCUCAGAUCAAGCUUCAAAAUUCCUAUGGAUCAAAAGUUGAUUUGAUAGUUAAGCAGGCGCUUUAUUUAAGAAGCGAGGAUCCUGAAGCACAGAUUGUGAUUUUCAGUCAAUGGCAAGAUCUUUUGGUUAUCUUGGCUUUUGCUUUGGAUAUGGCGGGUAUUACGUACGUAUCUGCUAAGGGAUCUCAUGUGGCUCAGUACAAGAACAAGAAGGAGGAUCCUGUUGAAGAAUUCAAGAGGAAAGAUGACAUUAAAACAUGUUUCCUAUUAAAUGCACAAGCUCAAGCCAGUGGAUUGACGCUCAUAAAUGCGGCUCAUAUCUUCUUGUGCGAGCCGCUAGUCAACACUCCCGUCGAGUUACAGGCGAUCUCAAGAAUUCAUCGGAUUGGACAAACGAAAGUCACUACUGUGUGGAUGUUUGGUAUCGAGAAUUCUGUUGAGGAGAACAUCGUCGCACUUGGAACAAGGAAUAGACUCGAAUACUUGAAAGCCAACGCUAAGGAAGCGAAGAAGAAGAAAACAAAGAGACGGAAGUUAGACACCACUAUGGAGGAACAAGAAGAUUCAAAGGAUGCACCAUUAGCAGACGAUGAACUCAAAACUGCCGAAUCGUACGCGUUAUCACUCGGUUUAACGUCAGAGAAAAGUACCGGUAGAGUCUUUUCUGGAAUCAGUGAAUCGGUGAGUGAUUCAGAUCUUCAACAAGUGUAUUUCGGGGACUUAAAGCAAACAUAG